UGACGCCACCCGGACCUGGCGGAAGCGGAAGGAAGGUUUCGUUUCGUUCCCACCGGCUGCGGGGAUGCCUUUGCGGAAGUAGCUCCAGGGCUGGUCUUUUCCUCUUCAUUUCCUCGGGGUGCCGGAGGGGCUGGUCCAUAAUCCCCCGUGACCGGGUGGUGGAGGCCGAAGCGCCCCUCGCCGCGCCCUUUCCUCCCCUCCCCGCCCAUCAUGGCGGCCAACAACAACCUGCAGAAAGCGAUAGACCUUGCCAGCAAAGCAGCACAAGAAGACAAAGCGGGGAACUUUGAGGAAGCCUUGCGCUUGUACCAGCACGCUGUGCAGUAUUUCCUCCAUGUCGUCAAAUAUGAGGCUCAGGGUGACAAAGCAAAGCAGAGCAUUCGAGCGAAGUGUACUGAGUAUCUGGACAGAGCAGAAAAGCUGAAGGAGUAUUUGAAAAAGAAAGAAAAGAUGCCUCCCAAGCCUGUGAAAGAAUCCGGCUCCACUGAUGAAAAGGGGAAUGACAGCGACGGGGAAGGAGAGUCAGACGACCCCGAGAAAAAGAAGCUACAGAAUCAACUGCAAGGCGCCAUCAUCAUGGAGCGGCCAGAUGUCAAAUGGAGUGACGUCGCCGGCUUAGAGGGAGCAAAGGAAGCGCUUAAAGAAGCAGUCAUCUUGCCUAUUAAAUUUCCACAUCUUUUCACAGGGAAGAGAACCCCUUGGAGAGGAAUUCUUUUGUUUGGACCCCCAGGAACAGGAAAAUCAUACUUAGCAAAAGCUGUUGCAACAGAAGCCAACAAUUCCACCUUUUUCUCCGUGUCGUCUUCUGACCUGGUUUCAAAAUGGUUGGGGGAGAGUGAAAAGUUAGUGAAGAAUUUAUUCCAACUUGCUCGAGAAAACAAGCCUUCCAUUAUCUUCAUUGAUGAAAUCGACUCUUUGUGUGGUUCCAGAAGUGAAAAUGAAAGUGAGGCUGCUAGACGAAUUAAAACAGAGUUUCUAGUUCAGAUGCAAGGAGUUGGAGUAGACAAUGAUGGAAUUUUAGUUCUGGGAGCUACAAAUAUACCUUGGGUCCUAGAUUCUGCCAUCAGAAGAAGGUUUGAGAAGCGCAUUUACAUUCCCUUGCCGGAGGAUCAUGCAAGGGCGGCCAUGUUUAAGCUUCAUCUCGGGUCCACGCCAAACAGUUUGAGUGAAACAGAUUAUCGAGACCUCGGAAAGCGGACGGAUGGCUAUUCCGGGGCUGAUAUAAGCAUAAUCGUGCGAGAUGCUUUGAUGCAGCCUGUUAGGAAAGUUCAAUCAGCCACACACUUUAAGAAAGUGAAAGGACCAUCACUGGCUGAUCCAAACAUGUUGGUAGAUCUGUUCACCCCGUGUUCUCCAGGAGAUCCCAACGCCAUUGAAAUGACAUGGAUGGACGUUCCAGGGGAUAAACUACUGGAGCCUGUUGUCUCCAUGGCUGAUAUGCUGAGAUCAUCAGCCAACACAAAACCCACUGUGAAUGAACAAGACCUGGAAAAGCUAAAGAAGUUCACAGAAGACUUUGGACAGGAAGGCUAAUCCAAAGACCGUUUUUACCAUAAAUGUACUUCCUUCGGAUUUCUUGCCUCUCUAUUGCCAAUAAAUGAAUCACUUCUUCUUUUCUUUCUACCUGGAAACAAAGAGCUGUUUGCAAGGACCCUUGAGCUUUUUGUAUAUCACUUUCCAGAAAUAUCUCUUAAAUGUUGUCUUCUGAAAGCAUGAUACUAGGAUCUUAUGGCGAAGAAGGUAAACACAUUAUAAAUAUAUUAAAGUUGACAGCCCUUCCCGGUUUGAGUUUCCAUUACUUUAGGCUCUAGGCAAUGUACUAUCCCUAUAGUUAUGAAUAUUUAUACAUUUUUGCAGUUGUAAAAGAAAACAACUUGGAAAAGUGGCAUAAGACCAGUUUGAUUGCUCAAAGUUUUCAGUUUAUACCAGUUGGCCUGGAUAAAUAAUUGAUUUUUUUUUAAUCAUGCUGCAGAAUUUGGGGAUAGUGUAUACAUGUAGUGAAAGAAAAUAAAAAUAAAAUUCAGAAAAAGUGACGGGGCGGGGAAUCCAGAAAGAAACUUAACCAUGGCCAGUUCUUGCAUCAGACCACUGAUGUGAAACUUCAGUGGUUUCCCUCCCUUGCUUUGCUGUGGUUGGCAAUUGCCUUAAGCCGCUGCAAGCAUUGUUUUUAAGAACUCAUGACACUGUGCAGUCUACCAGGGGAGAUACUUAACAUGAAGAUCCUCCUCCAGAUGAACGUUCUUACUCUUUCUCUCUGGUUUUCACUUAGCUUUGCUCUCUAUAGGAGUAUAAACCAGGAAUAAGAACAUAGGGCAAAGUUAUGGCCAGGCAUUGGUAGAAGGGAAGGUAAUCCUACACUCACUUCAAAGGGAUUUGGGACCAGGUAUGGAGGGCCCUCAUCUAUACCUCUGAUUGACCAAGAAAAGUUGCUCUUACACAAGGUUGUUUUAUAACUAUCUGACCUGACUGUUUUGGAAAUGGAUUAACAUUUCUCUAAACACACUAUAAUAGCACUGCAGGCUGUUUUCUAGAGGCCUUUGUUAAAGAGUUACGCAUCUUGGAAAAGUGACUGAAUGUAACUUACAACACUACAGUGUCAGCACUGAAUUUGUGCCUUGUAAGUUUGCCCUGGUUAUAGAUAAGACACCACUGUAGUAUCCGUAAUGCAGCACAUUGCAUUAUUGCUUAGAACUGUGCCCACCAGAUCUUUGUGCGUUACAGAUUUUCAAGUUUAUUAAGACCUGUAUGGCUACUUUUUUCAUGGGCUUUGGUUUCCUUUUUAUGUACAUAUUUUGCGUAUUCUCUAAAGUAGGGCAGAUGAAAACUUGGUUUUGGGAAUGAAGUAAAAAGUUACAACACAACACAAGCUUUUGUUUCUAGAGUUUUUUUCGUUAGCUGAAAAGUGUGUUUUCUACGUUGUCAGAAUAAAUUUGUUUCUUAGUCAUUUGAGACAUGUAGAAUAUUCUGCUCAAAAUAAAGCAUUGGAAUGGGCUUGGAUCCUGCCUUGAAUUGUCAUGAGUGCGGGGUGGGGGGGGGGGAGUUUUGCUGCUUUUCCCCUCCCCCACAGGUUCUCUGAUUCUUCCUCACAGCUACUCCUGGUUGUCCCUCUAUUCCCCGUGCGGGGAGUGGGUGUUAAGCUUCUGCAGGAAGAAUGAAUUGGGUCGAAAUUGCCCCCUCGCCUCAUCAUAAGUAUUCUAGGCAGCACACAAGCCACGAUAUUCUAAGACUUGGUGAAAGAAUCUUUGAGCAUACCCUUGAAGUGCACUUUACUUAGAGUUCUUCACUGCACUGUGUCAUUUUCAUAAUACUUUAGUAUUUAUACAAUGGAAAGAUUUUUUCAGAGCAAUCUUCUUUCUGCCCUGUUAUUGCGUUGUGUGUGCCUAGUAGUCAUCCCACUUAAUUCCAUAAAGCUGCUUCCGGUGCCUGCUGUUUUGUACCUGUUUUCAACAAUGUACACACUUGAAAAACCUAAGAAUUGAGACUCAACUGCAACACGAGUUUAGUUUUAUCCUAUAUUAUUGUUGGCAUUUAGCAUUGGGAUCCUAUAGGCUGAGAUCACAAUCGGAGCUCUUCUGUAAUGGCUUAAAUUCUAAAAUAAAAUAAAUUUGAUUUUAUAA
Messenger RNA from Sphaerodactylus townsendi, 3617 nucleotides. It is a transcript of the gene VPS4B, whose product is annotated as vacuolar protein sorting 4 homolog B. The record is from RefSeq and is a predicted model, not a curated record. Bases 211 to 1533 code for a protein of 440 amino acids. Gene Ontology annotation, molecular function: ATP binding; ATP hydrolysis activity. Lineage: Eukaryota; Metazoa; Chordata; Lepidosauria; Squamata; Sphaerodactylidae. The transcript has 11 exons. Gene Ontology annotation, biological process: endosomal transport; vacuole organization.